Molecule: messenger RNA, 2143 nt
Organism: Macadamia integrifolia
Lineage: Eukaryota; Viridiplantae; Streptophyta; Magnoliopsida; Proteales; Proteaceae
Exons: 2
Coding region: 690-1679 (329 amino acids)
Biological process (GO): translation
Cellular component (GO): ribosome
Molecular function (GO): structural constituent of ribosome; 5S rRNA binding
Source: RefSeq, a predicted model, not a curated record
GAAGCAAACUUUUGGCCCUUUUAUACAUUUUCCCAAUCAUGAUUAAAUGUAACAUUAUUGGAAUUGAAGAUGGCUUCUCACUAAGGUCUCCCACCUUCAUCCCUUGGUGUCAACCGAAAUUUACAGCGAGAAGAGAGAGAGAGUUCUCUUGCCACUUUAGCACCCGUAGCAAUAAACUCUGAACCAUUCUUCGAAAACCAGUCCGGAUCAAACAGCUGAAUCAGGUUGGGAUGAAUUGGAAUCGAUCGACUCGGAAAUGACCAAAGAUUCUCGAUGUUUUAUUGGUCGGAUUCACAGCGAAGUUUAGAUGAUUCGAGUAAGAAUCCGAAUCAGAAUUGAUACAGACCAGUCCAUGCCAGAUUUCGAGUUUUUAAAACCUUGGACUACUGCGUUCUGAUCGCCCUUACUUUCAUUCCCUUAUUUUAAUGGCUUUUCUGUGCAGACAAGCCCGGUAGUGCCUUCAGAAGGCGCCGAAGAACUGCAUCUCAAAGGUGAGUGAGACGGAUAGAGCACAUAUGGAAUAGAUGCAUAUGGGUCUCUAAUGAUCAUUUUUAGGAUGAAUUGAUGAUGUUGAGUCUUUCCAAGUAGAAAAAAUUGUCUUGAAUAGCAAUUGUUCGACGAUUUGCUCCAAAGAAUUGGUCUGUGCAAUCUUAAACUCUUCCAUUUUCUAUUUGGAAUCUUCAAGUGUAAUGGCACGGGCGUUGUUGAGAAGAAGCAUCGCCUUCACUUCAAUGGUGAACUCUCCAGUUCGCUCCAUGCUGUAUAAUUUCUGUUAUCGGGCUUCGUCAUCAAUUACUGGUAAGGAGAAUGGAGCAAAGCAUCCGAAGAUGGAUUAUGACAGGGGAGCUAACUCUGAUGCUUCUGCAAAUAAUUUCAGCCGGGUUAAUCUAUCUCCGUUGCUUUCCCCUGGUAUUACUCAUCUAGAAGAUUUCGAAAUUGAGCUCGUAGAUCCUGAUACUUGGCGGGUUUCAACUGGUUUAGCUCAAUCAUGGAGAGAAACAGAUAGAGCAAAAGAAGAAAUUCUUUCUUCGACUGAAACAGUUGACGAGCCGGUGAAUUACUCUUCCUCAGUCGCUGACGAAGCUGACUUCGAUGAGAUUGAGGACAUGCGAAUUCGAGGUAAUCUCUUUUAUAAACUUGAUAGGGAUUCCCGAGAGUUUGAAGAGUACAAUCUAAGCUUCCACAGGAAGAAGACUUCUAAGAACACUACCAAGGAGAGGAAGAAAGAAAAUCAAAACAAAGAGAAAUCGAACCAUAAAUCAGCUUCUGAGAAUGGAAAACUCCCAAAUCUUUUGAAGGGCAAACAGUAUACACUUCCUCUUGUGGAAAAGGAUGGCUCUUCAGAAGGUAAGAAGCUGAGGACUCCAACCUUUAAUCAACUAACAGGUCCUUACCAUGAGCCAUUUUGUUUGGACAUAUUCAUAUCGAAAGGCUCUGUUCGUGCCUGCAUUGUUCAUCGCGCAACUAGUAAGGUUGUUGCCGUGGCUCAUUCAAUUUCUAAGGACAUGAAAUUUGACUUGGGCUCGACUAAGAAUGCUACUACUUGUGCUGCUGUGGGUAAAAUUCUGGCUCAGAGGGCACUAGCUGAUGAUAUCCAUGAUGUGAUUUACACCCCAAGGAAAGGGGAGAGAUUAGAAGGUUUUCUGAGGUUCUUCUUGGGGAUUUUGGGGAGAAUUUAAUCGGAUCGGUUUAGAGUAUAGGGCAUCUGUUUCUGACACUGGGUGGAACAAAGGAGCAAUAGUUGUUACUCUUUCGUUGUUGCUGGUGAGCGUGUGACAAUGGGGACGAAGAUAAGUGACAAAGAGGAAAAGAAAGGCGUGAGCAUAGUAACGGGUCGCCUACAGUUGCAGACGAGGUUCAGACAAGGAGGAAGAAGAAGAUAGAACCGAGAAGAAGAAAUGAGGAAGAGUGAGAGAGAUCUGUCAGGAAAUACAAAUUUUGGCUAAAAAGGCAGCAGCGCUUAAGCGCAACGAACUUUAAAAGACCACAUUUAAUUUGAAUCGUUGAUUUAUUUUUCUCUAAUCUCAACCGUUGAUGUCCAUACUUGCUACCGGCUGCUAACGUGAUCUCUCCUCCCUCCUCCCUCCUCCCUCCUCCCUCCUCUGAAACCAAUUGCUUGCGAGAACAGGGAUGACCACCCACC